AUGGAGGAGCCCGGCUCGUUGGUCACGGGAGACCGCGCCCGUGGCUAGAGCUGGUGCUUGCGGCGGGUAGGGAUGAACGCCGAGUGGCUGCUGCUGGAGGACGGAAACGAGGUGACUAUAGGGCGAGGAUUUGGUGUCACAUACCAACUGGUAUCAAAAAUCUGCCCUCUGAUGAUUUCCCGAAACCACUGUGUUUUGAAGCAGAAUGUCGAGGGCCAGUGGACAAUUAUGGACAACAAGAGUCUGAAUGGUGUUUGGCUGAACAGAGAACAUCUAGAACCUUUAAAGUUCUAUUCUAUCCAUAAGGGAGACCACAUCCAGCUCAGGGUACCUGUGGAGAAUAAGGAGAAUGCAGAGUAUGAAUAUGAAGUUACUGAAGAAGACCAGGAGAGGAUGUAUCCUUGUCUUGCCCUAAAGAAUGACCAGAUGAUAGGAAAAAAUAGGGGAUUGAGAACUAAAAGGAAAUUUAGUUUGGAUGAAUUGGAGGGUUCUGGAGCUGAAGGCCCCUCAAAUUUGAAAUCCAAAAUAAGUAAACUGUCUUGUGAACCUGGUCAACCAGUGAAGUCUCAUGGGAAAUGUGAAGUGGCCAGUCAACCCUCCGAAUAUCUGGAUCCUAAGUUGACUUCCCUUGAGCCGAGGGAGAAGGCCACAAAGGCUCAUGUUCACCCUGGCUCCACAAAAGUCAUAGAGCUUCAUCCUAAGAAGCAGAAAGCCUCAAACCCUUCAGCAUCUCAAAGCAGCUUAGAGCUGUUCAAGGUGACCAUGUCCAGGAUUCUGAAGCUGAAAAUACAAAUGCAGGAAAACCAGGUAGCUGUCUUGAAGGUGAAAAAGCAGACCCAAAAAGGGAACUCAAAGAGAAUUAUGAAAAUGGAGCAGGAGCUGCAGGACUUACAGUCCCAGCUGUGUGCAGAGCAGGCCCAGCAGCAGGCCAGAGUGGAGCAGCUAGAGAAGACUUUCCAGGAAGAGGAACUGCAUUUCCAGGGUUUGGAGAAGGAGCAAGGAGAAGAGGACCUGAAGCAACAGUUGGCCCAGGCUCUGCAGGAGCAUCGGGCUCUAAUGGAAGAACUAAAUCGGAGCAAGAAGGACUUUGAAGCAAUCAUUCAAGCCAAGAACAAAGAAUUGGAACAGACCAAGGCUGUCACCUUGAACUGUGCCCACAGUUUCUGCUCCUACUGUAUCAAUGACUGGAUGAAGCAGAAGGUAGAAUGCCCCAUUUGUCGGAAGCACAUCAAGUCCAAAACUCACUCCCUGGUUCUGGACAAUUGCAUUAAUAAGAUGGUAGAUAAUCUGAGCUCAGAAGUGAAAGAACGACGAAUUGUCCUCAUUAGGGAACAAAAAGCAAAGAGACUGUCCUGAAGACCAUGCUCCAGGGGCAUUUGAGGGACUGCCAGGCAGUGGAAGCUUGGGAGGGUCUGGAGGAUUAUCUGUGGACAGGUCUUGGGCCUCUCUGAGAUGGCGCUC
Zalophus californianus (California sea lion) is the source of this 1461-nucleotide messenger RNA. RefSeq names its product E3 ubiquitin-protein ligase RNF8-like. Gene Ontology annotation, biological process: protein K48-linked ubiquitination; double-strand break repair; ubiquitin-dependent protein catabolic process. The record is from RefSeq and is a predicted model, not a curated record. Gene Ontology annotation, molecular function: histone binding; zinc ion binding; ubiquitin protein ligase activity. Gene Ontology annotation, cellular component: nucleus; ubiquitin ligase complex; cytosol. The transcript has a single exon. NCBI's taxonomy places the organism in Eukaryota, Metazoa, Chordata, Mammalia, Carnivora, Otariidae.